Pezoporus flaviventris is the source of this 4021-nucleotide messenger RNA. It is a transcript of the gene FBXO33, whose product is annotated as F-box protein 33. Bases 257 to 1858 code for a protein of 533 amino acids. Lineage: Eukaryota; Metazoa; Chordata; Aves; Psittaciformes; Psittacidae. Gene Ontology annotation, biological process: positive regulation of protein ubiquitination; SCF-dependent proteasomal ubiquitin-dependent protein catabolic process. The record is from RefSeq and is a predicted model, not a curated record. Gene Ontology annotation, cellular component: SCF ubiquitin ligase complex. The transcript has 4 exons. Gene Ontology annotation, molecular function: protein binding.
CAGGAACAGACGACGGUGCCGGAAGCGUGUUCAUUAACCACCCCCCUCCGGGCUGGGUGGUAGGGCUUACGCGGCGCCGCGCGGGCGGGCGGUCCAGACCCACCUCUCCCCCUUUCGCGCCCCUCCCCGCCGCGCUGGGGGGUGGUAGGGCCCGCUCCGCCCCUCCUCCCCCCCUACCCCCCGGCGGUGGCGCGGGUGGUGCGUCCCGGCAGCAGCCGCGUCCCGGCCGGCGCCCGCCCCCUCCGCCUUGUCAUUGAUGUUGUUGUUUUUGUCGCAGGAGCUGGAGGCGAGGCCGGGGCCGCCGCCUGGGGCCGCCGCAGCGGGGCUCGGGCCGGCGCCAGGCAUGUCGGUGUGCGGGGAGGCGGUGGGCGCCGGCUCCCUGCCCAGCGAGCUGGUGGUCCACAUCUUCUCCUUCCUGGCGGGCCCCGACCGGCUGCGGGCCUCGGCCGCCUGCUCGCACUGGCGGGAGUGCUUGUUCUACCCGGCCCUGUGGCCGCGCCUCCGCCUUAGCCUCCGCGUCUCGCCGGCCGAGCGCCCGCGCCUCGAGUUCCUCAUGCGGAAGUGUGGCUGGUUCGUCCGUGAGCUCCGCGUACAGUUCGCCGCCGACAACUACCCCAGCAGCGGCGGCGGCGGAGGGGGGGCGGCGGUAGCGGCGGCGGCGGCGAGCGAGGGCGCCUCCGCGGCGGGCGACGGGGAGGCGGCGCCGCCGCUGUGCCCGCGCUGGCUCGACCUGCUGAGGACCUACCUGGAGCUGGUGUUGUGCGUCCUGAGCAGCGUCCGGAACAACAGGAACCUCCAGAAGUUAAGUCUCUUUGGGGAUAUAAGUAUUCUGCAGCAACAUGGAAGUAUAUCAAAUACAUACCUCGGUAAGGUUGACCCUGAUGGCAAGAAGAUUAAGCAAAUCCAACAGCUGUUUGAAGAGAUAUUGGGCAAUAGCAGGCAAUUGAAAUGGCUGUCUUGUGGGUUUAUGCUGCAAAUAGUAACUCCCACAUCAUUGUCCUCCUUGUCAAACCCUAUAGCCAACACCAUGGAACAUCUGAGCUUAUUGGACAACCACAUCCCUGGUAAUACCACUCUUAUCACCGCGGUUGAAUUGGAGCGCUUUGUGAAUCUGCGUUCGCUCGCUUUGGAUUUCUGUGAUUUUACAGCUGAAAUGGCAAGAGUCCUGGCUGAUAGCAACCAUGUGCCUUUGCAUCGACUGUCUCUCCUGGUCCACAGUGUUUCCAUAAUGCACAAGUCAUUGGACAGUAUGCCAGAAGAUGAGAAUUGGAAGGCACUGACUCGCAACAGCACUAAUCUUCGGGUCUAUAUAAUGGCUUUUGAUGUCAAAAGUGAUGAUAUGUUAAGGAUUCUUAAGCCCAGUAUCCCCCUAGAGAGGAUUCACUUUGACAGCUACAUCACUUGUGUUUCAGGGGCUGUUGUUGACCUCAUAUCCAGGCAGUAUGACAAGUUCCUCACUCACUUUAUACUAAUGAAUGAUGUGAUAGAUAUGUCUGGUUUCCCAGAUCUCAGCGACAACCGGAAUGAAGAUCCACUUGUCUUACUAGCCUGGAGGUGCACAAGGCUGUCUCUCCUGGCUGUUCAUGGUUACACAGUUUGGGCUCAUAAUCUCAUAGCAAUUGCUCGUCUUCGUGGCUCUGACCUGAAAGUUCUAGAAGUCACAGAAGAAAGCAUUGAUUUUGACCAAGGAGAACUGGCUGAUCAGGAUGUGGAUCCAGUACACAAUCUCAUCGAGCAAGUAUCUCUCGGAUUGGGUCGACCUUGGCAUGCUGUCAUGGACAUAGAGCUGCUCAGUGUCUUCACUGAGCCAACUUGUCACUUCUACAGAGAGAUGCAAAGCUUCAGUGAAGGCAUUUAGCUCCUUAUCUAAAAUUCCUGUGGUUACAUAUGCAAGUAGGGUCCUAUUAUGUUUUUUUUUCAGUAGUGUGAAUUAACCCCUUUUGUGCUGUGUUUAAUCAGUAUUAGCUAUAUAGAAUUAUAUAUGUGUACUCUACUUCUUGAUCAAAGAACGUAGUCGGGUAUUGGUUUAGAAGCUGAAAGUGGCAGUGUUUAGGGUUUUCACGGUUAAUGGACUUGUCUACCAAACCUUACAGAGGCACAGCCAAAGGCUGUCCGAGGUUGCCAGCUAACUUUUUACUUCUACUGAUAACUGCAUUUGGAAUGAUUUUUACUCUUGUAUCGGAGUUCUGUGCUCAGGAGCCAACCCUUUUUAAUACCCAUAUCCAUAGCCCAGUGGAUUUCUGUGCUGUCAUUGUGUGUUUAAUCUGGUAGCAUGCUACUUAAUAGGCUUAAAGGAAGAGAAGUCUAUCCAGGGCUGUUCAUCGUAAGACUCUCACCUUGCUUUAUUUCACGUGCCGAUUCUGAAGCAUGACUUAACUCCCAUUCUCAGCUUUUCCUAGCUGGUAAGUGGUGGGGUGAAACACUAGCUGUUCAGGUACCUGCACUUCCAGAUCCACUCCAUGAGUGUAUGUAGUCUUUUGGAUUCUUUGCAAACUCCUCCUUGUUUAUUCUCAUGUUCUGUCAUCUUAAAAGUUAGCUUUGGGCCAAAGUUUUGAAGAAAAAAAAGCAAGAAUGUGCACUCCGAUGAGGUAAAAACAUAACAGUGAAGACUUCAGUACUAAGGUAUACACCUGCAAACAAACAUUAGUCGUGAAAUCCCUAGCAACCGAGUCACUGGAUUUUCUCUGUCAGCGCCUGUGUCAGCUGCCAAAGAAUAGAUUAAAAACGAAGAAGUGCCCACAUGCUGGCAGGGGCAGGCCAACUUUUGGCCAGCCAGAUACUGCUAGAUUGUAAUAUAUAAGGUCGAAUUUCGACCUGUGGUACACAGCUGUGCUGUGGCUCAGUCAGCAACCUCAGAACUCUUAACAAACAUGCACCUGUUUCACUGUGAAUAGUGAAUGUAAAGGAAGGAAAGGAAGCAAAUACAAAGCUUGUUCUAUCACAGGUAUGAGCUGCUAUGAUGCAUGAAGAACAUUCCAUGAAGUAUGUUUUAAAAUCUUGUUAUAUCUGAGAGGCUUUAAAAGCCGAUUUAACUGUUUCAGGGCAACCGCGGUACAGACGUGGUCUCUGUGAGACUUCCACCUGACCCCAGUUUUAAGUGGUACGAAUGUUGUGCAUUUAAUGUUUAAAGGACAGUCUGCAAUAAUAAAGUAAGUGGCCAACGUGGGUGCCCAGCAGUGCUGAGACCUGGCUGCUAUAUUGUAAGCUUUGGAAAACACAAUUUAUGCAACAGAUGUCCAGAUAUGAUUCUAUUUAUGGAAAAAGUUUAUAUGUGUUUUACAAAUGGUUUUACCAUCUUAUAUUAAAAUGACCUUUUGACAGGUGUGCGCUGUUUUGUCUCCAGUGAGCACAUACCAUGCGGAUUUUAUAUGUACAUCAGUAGAGUGAAUCCACUGGCACAGUGUGUGUAUAUGCCAGAUGUGGUGAGAUUUUAUCUUAUAAAUGUGAUCAGACAAAAAAAACUCCUGACAGAAAAUGUAAGGAAACCAGCUGAAUGUUUGAAUUGAUGACUGAUGUUGUAUGGUUUAUGUUAAAUGUAUAUUCUUUUAAUCAAUGAAUAAAGCAUUAAAAAUUGAUCACUGUAUAAAAUACUUUAUUGUAUCAGCAUGAAGACUUUUAGGAUUAAAAUGCACCAUCGUUGAUAAGCUGUGUGUAACUGGUAGCUCCCGUUGUGUUUAGGUCAACAAAAAGAGUCUAAACUAAGUCAUACAGUAUUUUUUCUUUUAUUUUUUUUUUUUAAUUUGGCUGAGUUUUGCCAUUGUUUUUGGCAGGGGUGGAAAAAGGGGAAGGAUGCUUUGCUAAAGAUCAGGCUAUCAGACCAGUUAGCACAAACAGUGUAUUGUGAUAUAACUUACUAGACUGAUACAGUAAACUGUGGAUUAUAGACUAUAGAAGACUAUUUUUGAGAAGUUCCUGCUGCAUCUGUUGCAAUUGCUUAAAUCAAAAUCUAAUGUGCUCAAGAAAAACAAUGUGUAGUACUUCUUUGGUGUCCCACUAUUAAAUAGAUUCUGAAUACCUGCAA